Aethina tumida (small hive beetle) is the source of this 2988-nucleotide messenger RNA. Its product is annotated as basic proline-rich protein. NCBI's taxonomy places the organism in Eukaryota, Metazoa, Arthropoda, Insecta, Coleoptera, Nitidulidae. The transcript has 5 exons. The coding region runs from base 40 to 2817 and encodes 925 amino acids. The record is from RefSeq and is a predicted model, not a curated record.
GUGUUUUUAGUGUCAGUCGGAGAUUAGGACAUUGUAGCAAUGAAGUUGCUAUUUGUCCUGGGUUUCCUGGCACCCUUAGUGCUAAACACACUGGCCCUGGAUGAGUCCUCUUCUGUAGAUAGGGUGAAGAGACAGUACUACUAUCCCAAACCGGACAUACCAUUUCCACCGAUCGAGACUAAUGUCGUAGUCAAGACGGCACCACCACCACCGUUGCCGCCGCCGAAACCGCAAGGAUAUUCCUAUCCUAAGCCGGCGAUUCCGUUUCCCACUUUUAAUAAACCUAAGGUGAUACCCCCUCCUCCAUCAACAACUAGGAGACCCCCACCUCCACCAACUACCAGAAGACCACCCCCACCACCUCCUCCACCACCAACACCAAAACCACAAGGAUAUUCGUAUCCAAAACCAGAAAUUCCGUUUCCUACAUUUCAAAAGCCUAAGGUAAUUCCACCUCCUCCACCUCCACCGCCUCCAACUACCAGAAGACCACCACCACCACCUCCUCCACCACCAACACCAAAACCUCAAGGAUAUUCGUAUCCUAAACCAGAAAUUCCAUUUCCUACAUUUCAAAAGCCUAAGGUAAUUCCACCUCCACCGCCUCCACCUCCUCCAACUACCAGAAGACCACCACCACCACCUCCUCCACCACCAACACCAAAACCACAAGGAUAUUCGUACCCUAAACCAGCAAUUCCGUUUCCUACAUUUCAAAAGCCUAAGGUGAUUCCGCCCCCUCCACCACCUCCUCCACCAACUACCAGAAGACCACCACCACCACCUCCUCCACCACCAACACCAAAACCACAAGGAUAUUCGUACCCUAAACCAGCAAUUCCGUUUCCUACAUUUCAAAAGCCUAAGGUGAUUCCGCCCCCUCCACCACCUCCUCCACCAACUACCAGGAGACCACCACCACCACCUCCUCCACCACCGGCGCCAAAACCACAAGGAUAUUCGUAUCCAAAACCAGCAAUUCCGUUUCCUACAUUUCAAAAGCCUAAGGUGAUUCCACCUCCUCCACCACCUCCUCCACCAACUACCAGGAGACCUCCACCACCUCCUCCACCACCAGCACCAAAACCACAAGGAUAUUCGUAUCCUAAACCACAAAUUCCAUUUCCUACAUUUCAAAAACCUAAAGUAAUUCCACCUCCCCCACCACCACCACCGCCAACAACAACAAGGAGACCGCCUCCACCACCGCCGCCACCAACUCAAGGAUACUCAUAUCCCAAGCCGAUUAUUCCAUUCGAGACCAUUCCAAUUGUGAAGAUCGAAACUCCAAGACCAACUCCAAGGCCAACCCCAAGACCAACUCCAAGGCCCACAACUAGGCCAUCUCCACCACCUCCAGCUCCAGUGUUUAGUGGUUAUCAAUACCCAGUACCAAGCAAUCCUCUAGUGAUCACAGUGCCAACAAGGCCGCCAACUCUCAGGACUACUAGACCUCCACCACCAACAACCAGACGUCCGCCACCACCACCACCCACGUAUUUGCCUCCUACAACAAGACGUACUCCCCCACCCCCACCACCAACUCUAAGGACAACUAGACCACCACCACCGCCAUCUACGUAUCUUCCACCCCCAACCACAACUAGGAGACCACCUCCACCACCCACAAGACCACCACCACCACCACCGCCACCUACUUAUCUUCCACCCCCAACUACAACUAGGCGACCACCUCCACCACCCACAAGACCACCUCCACCACCGCCACCUACUUAUCUUCCACCCCCAACUACAACUAGAAGACCACCUCCACCACCCACGAGACCACCCCCACCUCCUCCACCAACUACUAGAAGAACUCCUCCACCACCACCAGUUGAAACUAGAACAGUCGUAAACACUUACUUACCACCUAUUACUACUCCAAGGCCAACGACGACAACAAGGAGGACGACUCCACGUCCUCCACCACCACCACCAACAUAUUUACCUCCAACAACCAGGCCUCCACCACCCCCACCAACUUUAAGGACUACAAGACCUCCACCACCACCACCACCACCGACAUAUUUGCCACCCACAACGAGACGUACGCCUCCACCUCCACCACCACCUACUACUAGAAGGCCUGCUCCACCACCAGUGGAAACGAGAACAGUUGUAAAUACAUAUUUGCCACCCAGAACUACACCAAGACCAACAACAACUACAAGGAGAACUACUCCAAAACCUCCACCACCACCACCCACAUAUUUACCACCAACAACUAGGCCUCCACCACCUCCACCAACUCUUAGGACAACCAGACCUCCACCCCCGCCACCUCCACCAACCUACCUACCACCCACAACAACAACAAGAAGACCGACAACUAGACCACCACCACCACCCCCACCAAGUUAUCUCCCACCUGUAACAACAACAACAAGGAGGCCAACAACCAGACCACCUCCACCACCGCCACCACCAACUUACCUCCCGCCUACAACAACAACAACAACCAGGAGACCAACAACAAGGCCACCACCACCACCUCCUCCACCAGUAGAAACAAAAAAUAUCGUUCACGCUUACUUGCCACCAAGGGACUACUUGCCACCAAGCACACAAGGUCCCUUGUACUUGCCACCCCGUACUACAACCACCACAUUCAGGCCCGUAGUCACCCCAACUAGGCCACCACCACCUCCGCCCAGGAAAUACGUUCCGGUUCCGACAAUUUCUUACACAUAUAAACCCGUCAGUUAUUCCCCCACGGUACCGCUGCCAACUUUACCGCCCCCAAAACCAACUGGUUAUGUUUACAACAAGCCCAGCAUCGCUUUCACUUUACCGCCACCAGCACUUGCGGCUUAAUUAUGUGAUUUAGCAUAUUUUUUUAGAAUUUAAUUGAUUUAAUGUAAAUACGAGUAAGUUAAUACUAUACUGAGUAUAGCUAAAAUUCAUAACAACAUAGGCCAGAUUAGACAUAGUUUUUUUACAACGAUUUUUUGUGUCCUAUAUAAUAAUAAAAAGUCAUAAAAAUUA